CGCUUUGCUAAUGACAACUUCCGGUAAAAAAAAAAAGGAGGGAAAAACCACUUCCGGUGUGAAGUUUUGAAUUUUCGUUGGUUGCUUUCAGUAGCUGUCCGAGACGUGGGCACAAAGCAAAAGUUCUUAUCAUCAUCUUCAAAGAGAAGAUAGACAGGGAAAAGUACCAUGGAUGACGACAAUCACAGAUUAUUUCAAAGAGUUUCACAGAAACUGGGCUGGUCAGAGAAGGGAGGGUUGAAAACAGCAGAAGAACAGCUGAUUAAGAGCAUCAGUAAGACUCGGCGUCCGGCCACAGGCGAUCACUUCUCCAGGGGUGUUCAAGACCUUCCUCCCCGAGUCCGGCAACAUCUGCCAGACAGUGAGGAAGAGGACGACGGAGGCUCAGGGAAAGAGAACCAGGUCUCCAAGGGCAACAGUUACAGGACCAAGGUGUUGAUAGAGUCCAGCGAUGAUGAUUUCGACCAGUUUCUUGUGGAGCAAGCUACACCCAAAGCUGCUUCUCGGAAACAUUGCAGUGCUGCUAACAAAGUCAGGGAACCAGUCCUUGUAUUAAGCUCAGACAGUGAUGGCGGCUUUGAAAACUUCCUGAGCCGUGUGAAAACUCCCAAGCCGAAGCCCAAGGAAGCGGAACGUGGCAGUGUAGACAGCCUCAGAAACUUUAUUGUCGACAGCGCUUCCUCCGACGAUGACGUCGUCCUCAAGAAGAAAAAAACACCUACCGCCAAAGGUACCUCUAACACCCCUAAGCCGUCAUCCUCCCAGCUCCCAGUCAGAAGACCCCUGUCCCAGUGUGACGCCCCAGUUUUCCUCAGCGACAGUGAAGAUGAUGGUAUCUUGAUGAAGAGCACGUGGAGGACGCGCCACCCUGUGCGCCAUCCGCCCACGUCUCGGACACACAAGGUCAAAGUUCCACAAAGUAACCAGGAGGACAUCUUCUUUCCCUCGCCCUCCCCUCCUUCUCUGUCCUCUCCUCUCCCCUCUUCCACCCCGACCCCCCUUCCACAACGGACCCACUCAGCCCCGUCGAAGCUGGAGGACUCAGCCAGCUCAGAGGAGGAGUUCCUCAGCUUACUGGACAGAAUUAAGAAGAACCACAAGACUGGCAACACCCCAACACCUAAACAUGACACAGGGCCCAAUCAGAAGCCCCCCCUGUCAGCUCCACGGCCCAAAGCCUCGAAAGAGGCCGGCCCUCGGCCGGUAGGGAGGACACCAUUGGUUCUGAAGACUCCAGCGAGGCUGCUUGUCUCUAAACCCACAGAGACCAGACUUCAGACCAGCAGCCUUUCCUUCUCCAGUGUAUCAGCAGGGUGUAUGACUCCUGGGUGUUUCCUCCAGUCUCUGUCUGGACCAGGCUCCAGCUACAGCCGCAACUUCAAACAGACCAAGGAGGAGCUCACCAGCAAACUGUAUCGCCUGUACAACACCAGCGUGUUCGACAACAAGCUGCCCAGUAACAUGUCAGUGAGCUGGAAUAACAAGAUGAGAAAGACUGCUGGCUACUGCGUCACAGGGCAGGAGAGAGGAGGAGGGAACCGAUACGCCCAUAUCCAACUCUCUGAGAAAGUCUGUGACUCUGCAGACCGCCUGCGAGACACAUUGGUUCAUGAGAUGUGCCACGCUGCCACCUGGUUGAUCAACAGUGUGAGGGAUGGGCACGGCCCCUUCUGGAAGCUGUACGCCCGCAAGGCCACGCUGGCACACCCUGAGCUGCCCAUGGUCACCCGCUGCCACAGCUACGACAUUAACUACAAGUACCAGUACCAGUGCAGCUGCUGCAAAAACACACUCGGUCGCCACUCUAAGUCUCUGGACACCCAGAGGUUUGUGUGUGCCGUCUGUACGGGUCAGCUGGUCCUGCUCAACCCCUCCAAGCCCCGGGCACCCACGCCCUUCGCCAACUUCGUCAAGGAGAACUAUGGCAGUGUUCGCCAAAACCUGGUGGGUCAGAGCCACGGUGAGGUAAUGAGGAAACUCAGUGUUGACUUUGCCACCAAGACCAAGCUCAACCAGAACUGAGAGGGAGAGAGAGAGGGAUCAGCUGUCCCUAUAUUUCACUGUAUCCUUGGCUUGAAGAAUUUCACUGGUCUCACAUUAUUUGAUAGGUGUGAAAGAGAUGAGGUGGAUUCAUUCUGAGGCAGUUGGAGGGCGUGGUUGCAUGGACCUGGAUUAGCCCUACACUGCUCUUGUCUCAGACUAUAAAGCCCUCAGGAUCUUAAUAAUAAGACAUGUAUUUUGUUCAGGAGUAGCUGUAAAAACCCUCGCUGAACAUGCAUUCUUCUGUUAAUUCCUUGAUGGUUUCCACUGCUCUGAUUUGAAGCAAUGAUGGGAUCCUUCUCUUUCAACCAUCCUAAUGUGUAAGAUUAGUGGGAUCUUCAAGUUGAUAGGUCUUAAAUACCUCUGUGGUUAUAUCAGGUUUUCAGAGGCAGCUAUGGUGUCUGUCAUUCCUUACCUCUAACUGGAGUCUCACCAUUACAGAGAAGUGUUGCCAAGAGACACACUGCACAGUGACUAAAGGGAACGAGAAUCAGUCAUAUAUUGUUGUGUCAAGCCUGCCUGUGACAUGGUUUCAUACCAUUCAAAUAUCAUUUUUGGGAGCUUUAGUGAUGUAAACAUAUGGUGACUUGAAAUUUGAAUUCAGUGAAAAUGAUUAUUGUAAUAUAUUUUCAGGUAUAUUUUUGUUCCAUUACAUUUGAAUCAGUGCAUAACAGGCAGAUGUGGCAACUUCUCAUUCAUGCGACGGGAAAGAUGUUAAAAAAUUAACGUUUGUCUUAAUGUGUUUUUUUUUUCGUCAUGUUUUGUUGUUGAUAACGUUACAUGUUUUAAUAAAAGAUUUGAUGUUGUACACGUUAGUGUCAACUCUGCAAUAUAA
Molecule: messenger RNA, 2875 nt
Organism: Oncorhynchus mykiss (rainbow trout)
Lineage: Eukaryota; Metazoa; Chordata; Actinopteri; Salmoniformes; Salmonidae
Product: germ cell nuclear acidic protein
Cellular component (GO): nucleus
Source: RefSeq, a predicted model, not a curated record